UGGAGUAGCAAUCAACCCUUCCACUCUUUCACAAGGUUCUUUAAGUAGAAACAGUUCGACCGAGAACCAUUAACCACCCGCUGGUAUCACUUUCCAACUUACUUUUUGCUUAUACUGUAUGACUAUAUAUUACAUUUAGAGUCCACCACAGCUCUCUCUCUCUCUCUCUCUCUCACUCUCUCUCUCUCUCUCUCACAGACAGACACAAACACCCCCCACCACCACUCUCUAUCUUCUCUCAGCGCGCUGCAUAGCCGCAAAGCCACAGCAAACACCUAACACGUUUCCUUUGAACUGGCACUUCUCAUCACACACACCCCGUGAUGUGAUCUUCAACUCAACUGCUUCAUUUUCUAUAAAAACAGCAGGGAGUCUUUUAUAUUCAACUGAAGUACAUUAAUAAGCACCUGGUUCCUUUUUUUAUUAUUAUUAUUUUUUUUAAAGAAGAUAAUUUAAACCUUUCACUUCUAAUUGUAGAACUGUGGAGAGAUACUCUUCAUUUCCUCAGGGUGGAGAAGCUGUUUAAGCGUCCAAGCUCUUGACGCACCUUACAAUAGCUUUAUAAAGCAUUUUUUUUUUCAUUAGUCAGGAAGUUCUACCACUUUAGUUUAAUCCUGGCAGUUACAGUACAUGCUGUAUUCAACUAAUUUUCUUUUUUAUCAAGCGUGAGUGUGAGUUGUGUUAUAGAAGGAAAAUGGUGCAGGGUAAGGCAUCUCUAGAGCAGAGCUAGUUGUAAGAAACAGGAUUAUAUGUAAAAUUCGCAGACAUUUAAUUUGUUUCUCCAUUUCCUGAUUUGGCUUCCUUAUGUUGAUCACUUAGGCGUUGAUACUGAUUUGAAUGAUCUGAUUCUGUUGUAGAAACAUCUCAAGGAUGAUCAGUGGAAACAGGAUGCACCUGAGCUCAAUUUUGAGUGUCAUGGCAAAGGCUGUGAAUACUUAUUUACAUGUGCUUUUUAAAAAAUUUUUUUUUAUUUUUAAUAAAUUUGCAAAGAUUUCAAACAAACUUCUUUCACGUUGUCAUUAUGGGGUAUUGUUUGUAGAAUUUUGAGGAAAAUAAUGAAUUGAAUCCAUUUUGGAAUAAGGCUGUAACAGAACAAAAUGUGGAAAAAGUGAAGCGCUGUGAAUACUUUCCGGAUGCACUGUAAAUCUGGAAAAGAAAAAAAAUCCACAAGAAAUUGAAGACGAUAAUACACUUUUAGGGAAGUUAAAGGUUCUUAGCUUACAAAAAAAUGGUUUUACUUGGAACCCUUUCUAAUGGUGAAAUAAUCUGUUAUAGGGUUCUGCAUAGAACCUCCAAGGUUUUUCUCCAAGGGUUCUAGAUUUAACCUUUUUGUUUAUUAAUAUCAAUCCAUGUGGUUUGACUAAGUAGCAUUAAUGACGAAAAUAUCUGAACAAUUCAAGCAAUUCUAAUCAAUCAAAAUCACUAUUCUGAAAAUAGUGCACUCCAAACCAGUGGAAUAUUUUAGAGAAAAGCUUUUGUGAUCAUGUUAGAUCCAUGUGUGUUGCGUUGUGAGGUCGUUAAUACAUUUCUUUAAUAAACAAAUAAUCACGUCUUAAUUACAUACAUUCAGCUUAUAGUGAGCAUCAGCAUUACAUAUCCGACAUCUGACAUUAAAGCAAAGUUCUAUAAUCUGCAGGUUUUAAUCGUCGUAUGACAUCACGCAGAGUUUAAAAGCAGGAGCUUUCUCCCUCUCUCUCUCUCUUUCAUUCUCUCUUUCUCUCUCUCACUUCUCACCAGUGAUCAUGUGGUUCCUGCUCAUAUAUGUCCAACUUACAGCAAUACAAGCGGAAGAUCGAAUAGUUUUACGGGGGGAAAAAAACCCAUGUGAGGGCCGUCUGGAGGUGUACCACAAUGACCAGUGGGGCUUGGUGGGCCAUCAUCAGUGGAGACCCGUAAAUGGUGAAGUAGUGUGUAAGUCGUUAGGCUGCGGUGAUCAUGUGACAUCUGGGAUUUUAUCUCAAACCGACACACACCUUUCUCCACUUGCAAUCUUUUGGAUGGAUGAGAUCAAGUGUGAGGGGACAGAGAACAGGCUCUGGGAGUGCCCCUUCAACGGCUGGAAGAUCAGUCAAUGCCACAAUCACAACUAUGUUUCGGUUAAUUGCGCAGGGAACAUUUCUCUGAGUCUGAAUCUAUUUGGAAUGACGGAUGAGUGUGCCGGGGUGGUCCAGUUCACAACACCGAAUGGCAUAAUUAGUUUGUGCAAGCAGAACUGGGAUGAUGGCGAAGCAAAUACGAAAGCAAAUAUGGUGUGCCAAGAACUUAAUUGUGGGAAAUAUCAGAAGACACUCAAGGCCAUCACAUUUGAUGCAAAUGGAAGUUCAUACAAAGUGCCCCUAACCUGUAUUGGCAAUGAAACGGUCUCAUGGCAGUGUGUGGACUGGGUAUCUGCCAAGUCAAACACAUGCCAAGAAGAAAUCAGCAUCAUCUGCUCAAAUCAUGAACGUGUCCGUCUGCGCGGUGGUGCUGAUGUCUGUGAAGGAACUUUGGAGAAGGAGAACAGCACUGAAGGAAAGUGGUCUAAUGUGUCAUGUCAAGAGGGUAAUAACAUGCUUCAUAAGAUGUGUGCUAAGCUGAAGUGUGGCGAAGCUGUCAGUGUGGAUUGCAAUGAAAGCCAGAACACCUGGCUUAAAUGCUCAGAUCGUGUCAAAAUAGAGCUAGGAGAAAGUGGGGAAAAGCCAUCAGCAUGUUCUGGGGACAUCUCCGUAAGCGUGAAUGGCUCAUACCAUGCAAUGUGCUUUGAUGCCACCACUUCUAAAGAGACGAUUGGCAAGGUGGUGUGCCGGGAGUUGCAAUGUGGAACCCCCCUCUACGUGUCGCAGGGCUCCCUAACCCAGCAGACCAAAAUUAGUCAUGUUGAAUGUCACGGAGAGGAGAAAUCUCUGUGGGAGUGCAUACACAAACGUGGCACUGUUGGCAGUUGUCAACCCAUCAAUAUUAUAUGUUCAGGCUCUCUGGACAUGCGUCUGAGCAACGGUCUGGACAGGUGCGCAGGCCAACUGGAGGUGAAAUCACAGGGUUCCUGGUGGAGCGUGAGCAGUGUAAGCUGGUCGAAGGAAAAUACAAAAAUGGUGUGUCAACACCUUGAAUGCAGAGAAUCAGAGGAUAACAAUCAUCAUCGUUUUGUCAAGAGCAAAUUGCCUCUACUGAAAUGGAAACUGGAAUGCAAUGGCUCUGACAUCUCGCAGUGUAGCAUGACAUCUGCGAAACAUGGUCAACAGGAUUCAGUUGUCAGCAUCAUCUGCAAGAAUCCUGAGCUCUGGUUUCUGCAGGGCAACUCAACGUGUGAAGGGAGAGUAAAGAGUGAAUCUGAUGGAUACUUGCAAAACAUCACCCAUGAAAGGGCUGCAGAAGUGUGUACACGGAAUCUUUGUGGAGGUGUGCUCGUCACAAAACGUGACAACAGCAACAUGGACUCCUCUGUUUGCCCUGAAAACGCAACCUCACCCUUCAACUGCUUCAAGAAGAAUACAACCACACCAACAGAACCCCAAUUUUCCUACGUGAAAUGCUCAGGCUCCAGGGAGGUGCGGUUGGAGAACAGGUGCUAUGGGAAAGUGCUGGUGUGUUCGGAUGAAAACUGUGGGGUGUGUCAGGACACCUGGACGGAAGAGCAGUCAAUAAUGCUCUGUAACAUCCUGGGCUGUGGAAAAGUGAUUAGAGAAAAGUAUAAUGGGGAGAAAAAGCCUGGAGUGACCGUGGCCAGUGUACACUGCUCUAAAGCAGCUAAGAACUUCAGCCAGUGCAACUUUGUACAACUUAAAGACACUUCCUUAUGCCAAAAUCCAGCCUAUGUUUCCUGCACAGAGAGUGUGAAUGCUGUGCUGCAGGACCCGAGAGAUAAGUGUGCUGGAAACCUUAAGUUAUUUUACUCUGGAGCAUGGUACCCACUGUGUACAAACAUUGAUAAAAAUACACAGAAUGCCAUCUGUGAAAACUUGAGCUGUGGAGAAGCCCUCAGUUUCAGCGAGUCUAUCAGCAGCACAUCUAACACCCAUGGACUGAAAAAACUCACUUGUCAUGAUGGCGGCAUUUCCAACUGUAACGUUUCUCAAACUGAAAUAGGACAAUGCAAAGUUGGCCAUCUCAAAUGCAAAGGUUGGAGAAGGCUGCUCCUCAUUGACGCUGAAAACGCCUGCAGUGGUGAACUCAAACUCCAGAAUGAUACAGGCAUCUAUGCAGUGAGCAGUGAUGGUUGGAGCAAACAGGAAAGUAAUGAACUGUGUAAAUAUCUGGAGUGUGGGAACGUGUCUGGAAUUAUGAAUAAAGAACAGGUGAAGAUGCCUUUCUGGGGCAGGAGCUACAGUUGCACAGGGAACCACACCAGCAUCUGGGAGUGUGAGAAGGAAGAGGCACUGUUGAAGAAUCGUCAUCUCAAGCAGCUGUACAUCAGCUGUAUGGACAAGCCUCAAGUGACACUCAGUGGCAACUGUACAGGUGAGGUGCGGCUUAAGAAUGAGCGUAUGUGCUACAAGUCGCAGACGAUGGAGCAGUUGUUCCAUGAGUUAUGUCAGCAGUUGGGCUGCAGCAUGUUUUUCCAAACCUGGUCCACCAAGUACAAGGGUAAUGCACGUUACUUGAGUUGCACAGGAAAGGAAAGCAACCUGUGGCAGUGCAGCUCAUGGACAGAUAAUUGCGAGGAGGUCCUCUCGCUGACGUGUACAAAGGCGCUUAAAUUAGAUUUCAGCGAGACUUGUGGAGGCGACCUUCUAGUGGACUACCGCGGACAAUGGGAACCCGUCUGUCCUCUGGAGAACAUGACCGAUGCAAAUAGGAUAUGUAGGGAGCUGGACUGUGGAAACGCCGACAAAAAAUCAGAAGGAUUGAUAGGAAAUAGAUCAAAUACAGAUAUUACAAUUAAGUGUGGAAAUGAUCAUAAGUAUCUAAAGCACUGCAUCAAAUCAGGAAGAGAAACCUGCACGAAGACGGCUGUAAUUCAUUGUGACAAGGUGCUUAAUUUAAAGUUCAGCGAGACUUGUGGAGGCGACCUUCUAGUGGACUACCGCGGACAAUGGGAACCCGUCUGUCCUCUGGAGAGCAUGACCGAUGCAAAUAGGAUAUGUAGGGAGCAGCAUUGUGGAAACGCCUUCGGAAAAUCAGAAGGAUUGAUAGAAAGUAGAUCAAAUAUUACAAUUAAGUGUGGAAAUGAGCAUAAGAAUCUAAUACACUGCAUCAAAUCAGGAAGAGAAACCUGCACGAAGACGGCUGUAAUUCAUUGUGACAGUGAGUACAAAGUUUAGGACUGCAAAGCUAUUGUUCAUGAGCCCUGGGGAGGCAGGCGUUCAUUUGUUUUGGGUCUUUAUUUCUACAUUUUGUGGUGAUCUUUGGGGUAUGCUAUGGUAUUUGUGUUUUUGUGUUUUUGUGUGUGCAUGUGUGUGUGUGUUUAUGCUAUGUUAUAGUCUUUAUUACUUUAUUUUCAUUUUCAUACAUAUUUUCAAUAUGUAUUUCAUUACAUAUUUUCAUUUUUGGAUAUGGUAUAGUUGUUUGUGUUUCUAAUUACAUUACACAUCUUGUGCUGGAUUAUGCUAAAUUUAUCACUGUCUUUUACACCACAGCACUGUUGAAUUUUCCCAUCUGAUUGGUCAGGAGUUGUUGAUUAAUAUACUAUAAAAGAAGUUCUGAAAGUAGCGCUGGCUGUAAUGCAAAUCACAGUAACAAAUUACGCAGGAGCGUGUGUGACAGAUGAUCCACAUAAUCCAAAAAUAAUAAAUAGGUGUUUAUUUAAAUUUAACACCUUUAAAUUUUAAUUUAAAGAUGUUACUACUGUAUAUUUAUAAGAAAAUGCAUAAUCAUUGAUAUGGAGAAGCUUUCUUUAAAGAGAUGUGUAUUUAAGAGUUAUUGAAGGAGUCUCCAGUGUCAGUGCUUUGUAACAAUCAGUUUUCUGUUAAAGGAAAGUCUUCAGAACAGCUGUUUAUAUGUACUAUAACAUAUUAGCUGAUAUUAGGUGAUAAUAAAAACGUGUUUUGCUGAUGCUCCACAAAAAUAACAAAAAUUCUUUAAUUAAAAAAAACAAACAAAAAGUUACUAUUGGCAAAUUGCUGUGGUAUAAUAGAUCUACACUAAUAUUAAAAUGAAUGUGUUUUAUUAUCCUUACUUAUGAAGUAGUUAUUAUUUCAAUAUAUUGCGUUGUGUGUUUUAUGCUAUAGUCUUUCUUUCUAUAUUUUUGCAGGUUAUUUUAGACAGACUCCUCCAAACACUGGACUUAUUUUAGGGCUUGUGGCUGGACUCGUGAUGCUGCUGGUGGCUGCACUGAUUGUGUUCUGGAAGAGAAAAUCUUUCCUCGCCAUAUUAAGAUUCAAGUCUUCUCCUGAAGCCACUGAUGUGGAGGUCAGCGAGAAUGAAAUGCAGACUUUGAAUGAAAAAGAUGUGCUUAAAAGAGGUAACAGUGAUGACAUUGUUACCACUGUGAAUCCCAUGGAGGAUAGCCUUAGUCAAGAAAGUGAUUCUGAACAUGACGAGGAGAAUACGAGCACAAGCAGAAGCUCCUCUGGGACUGAAUAUGAUGAUGUUGAUGAAGGAAAUGUCAAACUACCAGAAGACAGGAGCCCCACUGAGCCACUCCUUCCACCCAGACCUGACAAUUUACCUGAUGAAGUGACAUUCGAAGCUGAAGUGGAGCCGCAGGAGGACUAUGACGAUGUUAUAAUACACACUGAGAAAAGAGAAAGCUUCAAUAUCCCUGGCCCAUCAUCAGAUCUACCAUUACCGGGCUCUAAUGAUGAGGCCAAACCUCAGUAAGAUGAGUAAUCAAGGUCAUUUUUAGUUUGUAUAGAACAUUUUUAAAAAGGUGUGAAAAAAUAUUUUUCCUAAUCAAUUUUAUAUUAUACAUUAUGUUCAAUAGCAUUGGCACUAGCGUGAAUAGCAACAUGCUAAAAUAUGAAUGUGCCUUAAUUGUAAAUAUUAUCUACUGUAAUGAGGAGCAGCAAAAUUUAGGUUAAAACGUGUUUACGCAAAUCAAAUGUUCUAAAAAUGAAUGGAAUGAGGACGUUUAAAAUAUAUUUUUCUUUUGUAAUUCAUUUUUCUAUAAUGAAUAAAUAAAUAAAAAUGAACAAAAUUAUAUAUCUAAUAAUUUACAUAUUGUAUUAUUAUUACCUUUAAUGGGGAUGUGCUCCAUCAUUUUAUUUUACUUUUUUA
Molecule: messenger RNA, 7134 nt
Organism: Ictalurus furcatus (blue catfish)
Lineage: Eukaryota; Metazoa; Chordata; Actinopteri; Siluriformes; Ictaluridae
Product: scavenger receptor cysteine-rich type 1 protein M160
Exons: 18
Coding region: 1743-5240 (1165 amino acids)
Cellular component (GO): membrane
Source: RefSeq, a predicted model, not a curated record